Helianthus annuus (common sunflower) is the source of this 837-nucleotide messenger RNA. Its product is annotated as myosin-11-like. NCBI's taxonomy places the organism in Eukaryota, Viridiplantae, Streptophyta, Magnoliopsida, Asterales, Asteraceae. The coding region runs from base 1 to 837 and encodes 278 amino acids. The record is from RefSeq and is a predicted model, not a curated record. The transcript is spliced from 2 exons.
AUGGUGUCUCAAAAGAAAUUUGCCAAAGAUGAGAAACGCCUGGCUCAGCUGAAGGCUAAAUUGGAAGCUAAUCAGGCCAAGUUUGAAGCUGAGCGCAAGAUUGAGGAAUGGUCUGUUGCUGGUUGGAAGAGAAAAGCGGAAGCUGAAGCUGCUCUCCUUUCCGAGGAACGUAAAAACUGGAGGAGAAUUUGCGAAAAAGAUAAUGUUGAGAAGGCAAACCUCCGUAAUAUCAUUAAUAACCUCAAAGCUGAGGUUGAAAAACUGAAGAAUCAGGAUGCAGAGGUAGAAAAGUUGAAGAAGGAGAAAGCUGAUGCAGAAGCUGCGCUAGCGGAGGCGCGUUCUCAUAGGGAGCGUAGUGAGCAACGAGACGUACAAGCUUUCGCCACUCUUGCCCUUAGAGAUAAGGAGUUAGAAGAACUUACUGUUUUGGUUGCUGGUCAGGAACAACUUAAGAAGGAUCUGGAGCUUGCGCAUUCCGAGAAUACUGAAACCUCCCGCCGUUUGUCUGAAGUUGAAGAGAAGUUGGAAAAUUCAGACACGGCGCGGGUUACAGCGGAAAGUGAGCUUGAACCUUUGAAGAAUGAUAUGGCAUGGUUAAAAGAUCGCGGUAUUGCCUGUGUUGCUGAAUCUGUGUUGAACUCUGAAGAGUUAGAAAAAACCGUUGCUCGUUUAGUGGUUGCUGCGCGAAGAGAUGGGUAUGCGCAAGGAUAUGCUGAAUGUUCCCAUCAUGUGAACAGUGCUUUAAAGGUUGACUGGGAUAACAGUAAGUCUGCAACCUUCGGCGUGGAUACUGGUGCCGCGCUUGCUGCCUUGAAGACAGAGUUUAACAACUUGUAA